AUGCAUUUGUAUUCUCCUUGCCUCUUUUUCAUUUUCAUUUUUCUUUUCCUUUUUCUUUCGAGUAGUCGACUAACCAUGGCAGAAGUAGCAGCAACAGCAGCAGCAAAGAAGGACAAGAAGGCCCCCCAGGAGGAGGUUGUUGUGCAGCAGACAGACCAGGCACAGGUUGGCCUGAUCAUCAAGGUUCUUGGCCGCACUGGCUCCCGCGGUAAUGUGACACAGGUCCGUGUCCGUCUGAUGGCGGAGGAGGGAUCUCCUGAUGCAAACCGAACCAUUGUGCGCAAUGUGAAGGGACCAUGCAAGGAGGGUGACAUGCUCUCGCUUAUGGAGACGGAGCGCGAGGCCCGACGUCUGCGUUGA
This is a messenger RNA of Trypanosoma theileri, 360 nucleotides long. Its product is annotated as 40S ribosomal protein S33. Lineage: Eukaryota; Euglenozoa; Kinetoplastea; Trypanosomatida; Trypanosomatidae. The record is from RefSeq and is a predicted model, not a curated record. The transcript has a single exon. The coding region runs from base 1 to 360 and encodes 119 amino acids. Gene Ontology annotation, molecular function: structural constituent of ribosome. Gene Ontology annotation, biological process: ribosomal small subunit assembly; maturation of SSU-rRNA; translation. Gene Ontology annotation, cellular component: cytosolic small ribosomal subunit; ribosome.